Eufriesea mexicana is the source of this 407-nucleotide messenger RNA. RefSeq names its product mediator complex subunit 10 (gene MED10). The record is from RefSeq and is a predicted model, not a curated record. NCBI's taxonomy places the organism in Eukaryota, Metazoa, Arthropoda, Insecta, Hymenoptera, Apidae. The transcript has 3 exons. Bases 1 to 396 code for a protein of 131 amino acids. Gene Ontology annotation, biological process: regulation of transcription by RNA polymerase II. Gene Ontology annotation, molecular function: transcription coregulator activity. Gene Ontology annotation, cellular component: mediator complex.
AUGGCGUCUGCGUUAGAAAAUUUAGAAACACAAUUAGAACUUUUUAUUGAAAAUGUUAGACAAAUACGUAUUAUAGUGAGCGAUUUUCAACCUCAAGGACAAAAUGUUUUAAAUCAAAAAAUUCAAGGUUUAGUAAAUGGCUUGCAAGAAAUAGAUAAACUCAAAUCUCAAGUUCAAGAUGUACAUGUACCUUUAGAGGUUUUUGAUUACAUUGAUCAAGGAAGAAAUCCUCAGUUGUACACUAAGGAUUGCAUAGAAAAGGCAUUAACUAAAAAUGAACAGGUGAAAGGUAAGAUCGAUGCUUACAGGAAAUUUAAAGCGAACAUGCUUGUAGAGCUAACUAGAGUUUUUCCACAUGAGUUGGCUAAAUAUAGAGCAAUACGUGGGGAUGAAUGAACCGAAAAUGA